UAUACUAUAUUGAAAGCAAUGUGGCGUUAGUUGGUAAACGAUAACUGAUACGGGGGACUGACUAGCUUGCGUCGAUCUGUUACCAAAUAGGAUUCGCUUGUAACAUCGUCAUGAGCAGCUGAUCAAAAGAACUGCUGUUGGACUAAAACUAUAAUCUAGUUAGUUAACAUCUGCCGAAAACAAGCCUCAAAUCAGGAUACCAAAACAAAAAUGGUCGUAUACAGAAUGAAGACACUGCUGAUCGUUUCGGGGUUGCUGGCAUUUGUGACAUGUGCCGAUUACCCGCCACUGACGGAGUCUGUGCUCAAAUUCAUGAUGGAGGGGAUCUCCAUGAUGAACACAGAGCCUAAGGAGGUGCGCACAGUUCUUCGGGAAUACGACUUUGUUAUUGUGGGCGCUGGUUCAGCUGGAUGCACUGUGGCGAAUCGAUUAUCUGAGGUGCCAGAAUGGAAGGUGCUUCUGCUAGAGGCUGGACGAGAAGAAAACUAUUUAAUGGAUAUACCAUUGGUAGCCAAUAUGCUUCAAUUUUCUGAUGCUAAUUGGAAAUACAAAACAAUCCCUUCAAAAAAUUAUUGUCAAGGUAUGGUCAACCAUCAAUGCAAUAUACCUCGUGGAAAGGUAAUGGGAGGGAGCAGUGUGCUGAACUACAUGAUCUACACGAGAGGGCAUCGUUUGGACUAUGACCAGUGGGCAUCUGCAGGCAACAGAGGGUGGGGAUAUGACGAGGUCUUGCACUACUUCAUGAAAUCCGAGGAUAUGCAGAUUCCAGGGAUCAUGAAUGAUAAAGAACAUCACAGCCGUGGAGGAUACCUGACUAUCACACAUCCUCCAUUCAGGACAAAACUGGCUAGAGCGUUUGUUAAGGCUGGAGUUGAAUUGGGAAAUGACGAAGUGGAUUACAAUGGAGCAACCCAGACGGGAUUCUCAUAUCUACAGGUAACAAUGAGAAACGGAUCAAGAUGGAGUACAUCAAGGGCAUUCCUACAUCCAAUCUCCUAUCGAAAAAAUCUUCACAUCAAGAAAAGAAGUCAAGUAACCAAGAUUCUGAUUGAUAGCAAUACAAAACGAGCUUACGGUGUGGAGUAUAUACGGAACAACAGGAAAUACAUUGUAACUGCUAGAAAGGAAGUUAUCCUAUCAGCUGGUGCUAUCAACUCACCUCAACUUCUUAUGGUAUCAGGAGUGGGUCCUGCUCAGCACCUCAAAAACUUGGGAAUCAAUGUUAUAAAGGAUUUGCCAGUGGGUUACAAUUUGCAAGACCAUGUAGCUCUUGGAGGAUUAACAUUCUUAGUUAAUGAUACAGCUUCUUUGAAAAUAGAGAGGAUUCUGAAUGAUCCUAAUGUACUCAACAACUACAUCCAGUAUCAUCAGAGUUGGUUGUCGAUUCCUGGUGGAACUGAGGCGAUCGCUUUCUAUGAUCUCCAAAAGCCCAACGACAAAGAUGGACAUCCUGACUUGGAACUACUGUUCAUUGCAGGAACUCUCACUGCAGAACCAACACUCCAAAAGAAUUUUGGGAUAUCAGAUGAAGUAAUGAAAGCAAUGUUUAUAGGGUAUGAAAAAAGGGAUGGAUUCAUGGUGUUCCCCAUGGUAAUGAGACCUAAAAGUAGAGGACGUGUAAUGUUGAGAGACAAGAAUCCUUUACAUAGUCCUUUAAUUGAUAUGGGGUAUUUUUCGAAUCCUGAAGAUCUCGAUAUUCUGGUAGGUGGAGUGAGAAAGUGUCAAGAGCUGGUGAAAACUAAGGCAAUGAAGAGGCUGAACGCACAAAUUCUGCCCACAGUUAUACCAGGAUGCAGUAAUAUCAAGUAUGAUUCUGAUGAGUACUGGAAAUGUAAGUUUUUGAAUUUUUCUUUGCUUAAUUCUACUAUAUUUCUUAGUAACUGAACUCACUAACAGAGUAUGCAUUCUAUAUUUAUGAAUUUCAUAAAGCGUCUACUAAAGUAUUUUAAUAAAGUCACUUGAAUGUAUUUAAAUAUAACAUUCUUUUAAGUAAAAUUACUAGUAAUUUCCUAUGAUUAAUUCAUAAAGCUUGCCAAGCCAUUUCAACCGUAAUACUGUGAGAAUUGAUUUUGACCAAAAUACAGUUUAAUUUAUCCAUGAAACUGGAUUGAUGUAAAUUCAAACGAUAAUAUACAAUUAAAUCAUUUAAUUUCAUCCUCCAGUAAAGACUGAAAAGUAUUGUUCAUAAUCAUGUACGGUAAUCAUAAUAGAACUACCACUAAUCACAACACUAAUAUUAUUCAACUGAAAAUCUGAAGAAAUAUAAUAUUACAUCGAAUAUAAUUGUCAAUGUAAUAUUAGAAUUCCAGUCUCUUGAAAAAUACCAAAAGCAUAUGCGUAAUUUAUUUUAUUGUUUCUGUAUAAUCAUAAUAAUUUUAGUAUUUUGUUAUAAAAAUUCACAAUGCACUGUUUCUAUAAUACUGUGUACUACCUUUUUUAAAUAUCAAAUUGAAAGUGACAUGUAUUUUGAAAUUGUUAUUGUAUUUUUUUUAACUAUGAGAAUUCAUCGAGAUGUGAAAUUCAUGAGAACCAAAACGUGUAUUUUUAAUACUAGGAUGAGGACUUAAUAAAAUCAAAUAAUGAUUAUAGAAGAUGUAAGACAAAUAGCAAGAUUGAAAACCUCAAAAAUUAGAGUACAAAUCUUCAGUUCAAAACAUAUGACAUUUUGUCCGGAUUUGUUAUCAAUAUACAGUGAUUAUAGUUUCUGAAAGAUAGUACCUGCAUUUGAAAAAAAGUUAUAUCAAUACAUCAACGAUAACUAUUCUUGUGAUCCAAUGAUUGGAAUUUUUAUGUUUCAUCUUCAACUGUAAAAAACAUGUUCCAAAAUGCAAUAUGAUGAAACAACUCUACAUGAUUGAAAUGAAAUAAGAAUUAUCAAGAACGGUAGGUACCCUUAUUUAUAUUUUACUGAUUCACAACUAGUUUCAACUUAUUAGAGCCAUUUUCAAGGGUACUUGAUAACUUUUAUUUCUUUUCAAUAAUUUUGGUAGCCCCAUAAAGGAAAAAUUAAAACUUUAAAUUAAUAUUUUUCUUGAACUUUUUCUAUAUUUUACUUAGAUAUACUGUACCAAUGUCGUGAAAACUGUGAAAUAAUUUAGUCUUAGGAUAAAUAAUAUUCUAGCUAAGAUAUAAGUGGAAAAUGUGAUGAUUAGAUUGUAAAUUUUUCUGAUAAUAAUAUUAGGCUUCUCACAUCUGAUAAUUAUUAUUUAAUUGCUUUAUGUGUUUGUGAUUCAACUAAUAUUAUGUCUUUUAGAGAUAAGAGCUUAUAGAGAGCUGCCCAAAUAUACUGUUCCAGAUGA
Messenger RNA from Nilaparvata lugens (brown planthopper), 3299 nucleotides. RefSeq names its product glucose dehydrogenase [FAD, quinone]. Gene Ontology annotation, molecular function: oxidoreductase activity, acting on CH-OH group of donors; flavin adenine dinucleotide binding. The record is from RefSeq and is a predicted model, not a curated record. Bases 211 to 1884 code for a protein of 557 amino acids. The transcript has 7 exons. Lineage: Eukaryota; Metazoa; Arthropoda; Insecta; Hemiptera; Delphacidae.